Messenger RNA from Cladocopium goreaui, 1100 nucleotides. NCBI's taxonomy places the organism in Eukaryota, Dinophyceae, Suessiales, Symbiodiniaceae. The record is from the annotation of a GenBank genome assembly.
AAAUCCGAAGCAUGGCAACUGAAUUCCUGGGCUUGGUGGCUUUCGGAGCCUUCCAUUGGAAAGUGAGCGGCACAGACGUGAAUUUCCAAUGGCUACAGCAGCUGGGAGGUUUCUUCUCCCAGCUUACAGCAGAAGAAGCAGCGCAGAAGGAACGCAUUCAGAAGAACACAGCGACCUUGAGAGUGUCCAACUACAUCCUUUUCUCGCACAUUUUUGUUCAUCUGGCAGCAUGGAAAACUAUGUGGGUGGUGGUGGGUUUUGUGCACAGCCCGCAGCUCACGACCGGUGCCUUGAUGGUGAUUCACCUUGGCCUCUACAUGCAGCAUUUGUUGGUGGUCAACCGCUACAUCCAACCAACGUCGCGACAAGUUCGCGUGUUGUCUGCUGUGGUGUACUUGGCCUAUGCAGCGGGUUACUUUCUGGCCACUGCGCUGCAGGAUGGCCCGCCUUUUCCCAACCGCGCUGUGACCAUCUCGGAGAAAUAUCUGCUGGCAACACGUUUCUUCUUGGUGAUGGCUUUUAUUGACACGGAACUCUCAGUCGUUUGCCAAUUUUUCUUCUCCUUGACGAUUCUGGGCACUUCUUGGUAUCAUGGGAAGGAGCUUGGAUAUGUGCAAGUGACCGAAGAAUGCGAAAUAUAUGGGUGCCUCUUAGCCUUUGUCCUGAUCAUUGAUGUAAUGAUGCGAGCACGCGUGCAGGCUUGUCUCCAAUCAGCUGAUGCGGAAUGGAUGGUGAGCAGCUUCCGUCGCGUGCUGCGCGGCGUCUGCGAUUGCGAGUUCCUGUUGGAUCACAACCUGAAGAUACAAGGCAAUCCGGAGUGCCUGCAGCACAUGUUGAUGAGCGACGAGAAACUGCAGGGAUGGAGUUUACUCAGCUCCUGGCCGACCAACAGGACACCUUCCGGAAAUUUGUGGAGAUGUCAACCAGGACGGCCAAGGACAUCAAGAGCCCAACGGAUGUGCAGGCGGCAUCCUGCAUCCGCGUCUCCUUCGCCACCAGGGCCACGUCGCGGACAUCGGUGGCCACGAGGUCAGCGCACCUCUUCCAUGUGGUGGUCCCGCAGCCCUUGGGAGAGCCGUACCACCUGUCCCUGGGCGUGA